UCUCGUGUGGAGCGUGUUCUCAGACGCUCAAGAGCAUUUCCAGGAUAUUUCAGUUCACUGCUCAGUCGUGUGCAAGAACUAUGGACAGCAAGGGGAUUUUGUCUCUCACCCUUCUACUCCUCUUGUCACAGAGUCCUGCCUCCCUCUCUUUGACAGUGAGCACCAGUGAGGCCAAAAUGGAGGUCCACGAGAACACAGACGCUGUGCUGUCCUGUCAGUUCAAGACAGAGAAGGAGACUAACCCUCGUAUUGAGUGGAAGAAGAAAGGGAAGGACAUCCACUUUGUUUAUUUCGAUGGAAAAUUCACCGGAUCCUUUGCAGGUCGGGCCAAGAUCGAGGGCGCAACGGUGACACUGCAUGCCGUUACCCAGAAGGACUCUGGGUUGUAUCGCUGUGAGGUCAGCGCACCAGCAGACCACACAAACCUAGGAGAGGUCAAUGUCACCCUCAACGUACUGGUGCCCCCCCACACCCCGUUCUGUGAGGUGCCCAGCUCAGUGCUGUCUGGGACAAGUGUAGAGCUCCACUGUAAGGACAAACUCAGUGUGCCCCCGUCUACCUUCCUCUGGUAUAAAGACAACAAGGCCCUGAGCGCCACACACACCCCUGACAUCGUCUAUAGCAUGGACACUGACACGGGAACACUGAAUAUUAAGAGUGUGUCCAAGGCCGACUCAGGCCAAUACCGCUGUGAAGUCUCCAAUCGCGUGGGGGCGUCCAAAAGCUCUGUGGCCCAUCACAUGAAGGUCAUAGAAUAUCCGUUGAGCAUGACGACAUUGAUAGCCGGAGCUGUAGGCCUCUUCCUGCUCAUCCUCAUAUGCUGCCUGGAUGUGUGUCUCCCAUUGACAGGGCUGCUGCAAAAUGGUCCACCUCCUCCCCCCACCAGAAAUGUGAGUGUGUUGCCAUUCCCUGUUGUUGUUGAUCAGGAACGGUAAUUAUUCCUUGUACUGGCAGUAUUAACUUAGUUGAGCAGUGGUCUUGUUUUAAAUUGGACUGUUCUUGGAGCAGUUGUUGACCACACCAGUGUAUUGAUAAGCCUGAGUUGUUGAGUGAGUUGGUAAUAAUAGUAACCAGUCUAGUUAACUGAUGGAUACGCCUUUCCCUUUCUGCAGCCCAAGAACUACAAACACACCCAGUCCUUCAUGAUCUGAGGGUAUAGCACGCACACACACACACACAUAAACACACACACACACAC
Oncorhynchus mykiss (rainbow trout) is the source of this 1198-nucleotide messenger RNA. RefSeq names its product junctional adhesion molecule B-like. The record is from RefSeq and is a predicted model, not a curated record. Gene Ontology annotation, biological process: leukocyte cell-cell adhesion. Gene Ontology annotation, cellular component: cell surface; protein complex involved in cell adhesion; plasma membrane. NCBI's taxonomy places the organism in Eukaryota, Metazoa, Chordata, Actinopteri, Salmoniformes, Salmonidae.